This is a messenger RNA of Dama dama (fallow deer), 1935 nucleotides long. It is a transcript of the gene GALNT13, whose product is annotated as polypeptide N-acetylgalactosaminyltransferase 13. NCBI's taxonomy places the organism in Eukaryota, Metazoa, Chordata, Mammalia, Artiodactyla, Cervidae. The record is from RefSeq and is a predicted model, not a curated record. Gene Ontology annotation, cellular component: Golgi apparatus. The transcript is spliced from 14 exons. Bases 138 to 1886 code for a protein of 582 amino acids.
AAAUCAUUCUGAAAUUGCCAAGUGCCACAUACAUGGGAUGCACCCUGCUUUUAUCCGAGAGUUCAGCUCUGUGGCUUGGAUUUAUCGCAGCCGUGUCUGUCUUUGAUCUCCGUGUUAACUAGAAGUCAAGGGAAGACAUGAGGAGGUUUGUUUACUGCAAGGUGGUUCUCGCCACUUCACUGAUGUGGGUUCUCGUGGAUGUCUUCUUACUCUUGUACUUCAGUGAAUGUAACAAAUGUGAUGACAAGAAGGAGCGGUCCCUGCUACCUGCGCUCAGGGCUGUUAUUUCAAGAAACCAAGAAGGGCCAGGAGAAAUGGGAAAGGCUGUGCUGAUUCCUAAAGAUGACCAGGAGAAAAUGAAAGAAUUGUUUAAAAUCAAUCAGUUUAACCUUAUGGCCAGUGAUUUGAUUGCCCUUAACAGAAGUCUGCCGGAUGUAAGAUUAGAAGGAUGCAAGACAAAGGUCUACCCUGAUGAACUUCCAAACACAAGUGUAGUCAUUGUAUUUCAUAAUGAAGCUUGGAGCACUCUCCUCAGAACUGUUUACAGUGUUAUAAAUCGGUCCCCACACUAUCUGCUCUCUGAGGUCAUCUUGGUAGAUGAUGCUAGUGAAAGAGAUUUUCUCAAGUUAACAUUAGAGAAUUAUGUGAAAAAUUUAGAAGUGCCAGUAAAAAUUAUUAGAAUGGAAGAGCGCUCUGGGUUAAUACGUGCCCGCCUUCGAGGAGCAGCUGCUUCAAAAGGACAAGUCAUAACUUUCCUGGACGCACACUGUGAAUGCACAUUAGGAUGGCUAGAGCCCUUGCUGGCGAGAAUAAAGGAGGACAGGAAGACAGUUGUAUGCCCCAUCAUUGAUGUGAUUAGUGAUGACACCUUUGAAUACAUGGCUGGAUCAGACAUGACUUACGGGGGUUUUAACUGGAAACUGAAUUUCCGUUGGUAUCCUGUUCCCCAAAGAGAAAUGGAUAGAAGGAAAGGAGACAGAACAUUACCUGUCAGGACCCCAACUAUGGCUGGUGGCCUAUUUUCUAUUGACAGAAACUACUUUGAAGAGAUAGGAACUUACGAUGCAGGAAUGGAUAUCUGGGGUGGAGAGAAUCUUGAAAUGUCUUUUAGGAUUUGGCAGUGUGGAGGCUCACUGGAGAUUGUGACUUGUUCCCAUGUUGGUCACGUUUUUCGGAAGGCCACUCCCUACACGUUCCCUGGGGGCACUGGUCAUGUCAUCAACAAGAACAACAGGAGACUGGCAGAAGUUUGGAUGGAUGAAUUUAAAGAUUUCUUCUAUAUUAUAUCCCCAGGUGUUGUCAAAGUGGAUUACGGAGAUGUGUCAGUCAGAAAAACACUAAGAGAAAAUCUGAAGUGUAAGCCCUUUUCUUGGUACCUUGAAAACAUCUAUCCGGACUCCCAGAUCCCAAGACGUUAUUACUCACUUGGAGAGAUAAGAAAUGUUGAAACAAAUCAAUGUUUAGACAACAUGGGCCGCAAGGAAAAUGAAAAAGUGGGUAUUUUCAACUGUCACGGUAUGGGAGGAAAUCAGGUAUUUUCUUAUACUGCUGACAAAGAAAUCCGAACCGAUGACUUGUGCUUAGAUGUUUCUAGACUCAAUGGACCUGUAAUCAUGUUAAAAUGCCACCAUAUGAGAGGAAAUCAGUUAUGGGAGUAUGAUGCUGAGAAAGCAGGUAAAUGGGAAUAUAAUUUCCAGACCCACACUCUUCUUCACAUAAUCACCCAGUCCUGUCUCUCAGUAAGCAAAGUAGCUGAUGGCUCCCAACAGCCCGCUGUGGAAAUAUGUAAUGAUAGCCCUUUGCAAAAAUGGCUUCUAAGAAACUAUACAAGAAUGGAAAUUUUUAGAAAUAUUUUUAAGAAUUCUACUGAUUACUUUCUCAAAUAAUUUUGGAGAGACUCACCUUGAGACAUGUUAACAGUAAUCAAUGUCUAGA